Rubroshorea leprosula is the source of this 2794-nucleotide messenger RNA. Lineage: Eukaryota; Viridiplantae; Streptophyta; Magnoliopsida; Malvales; Dipterocarpaceae. The record is from the annotation of a GenBank genome assembly.
AGAAAUUUCUCUUUAAAAACCCCUACUUUCUUUGCAGAGAACCAAGCAUCCACAACUUUCUUAAAUCUAAAACCCCUCAAUUUCAGAAUCUCGAAUUUCAUGAAAAAUGGUUGUGUACAAGAUGCCCAGAAUCUGUUUGACAAAAUGCCUCAGAGAAACACUGUUACGUGGAAUGCAAUGGUUCGAGGGUACUUCCUAAAUGGGUUUUUUGAUAAAGCAUUGUGCUUGUUCCAUCAGAUGCCAGAGCGAGAUAUUUUCUCGUACAACACGGUUAUUUCGGGGCUGAUGCAAUGCGGUGAUGUGGACCGUGCAAGGGAGAUUUUUUAUAGGAUGGUGUGUAGAGAUGUUGUGACGUGGAAUUCAAUGAUCUCGGGGUAUGUUAGUAACGGAUUGGUGGAGGAAGCAAGGAGGGUGUUUGAUGAGAUGCCGGUGAAAAAUGUGAUUUCUUGGAACUUGGUGUUAGGGGCGCUUGUGGAUUCAAAAAGGCUUGAUUUGGCUGAGGAGUAUUUUAGAAAUAUGAAUGCUAGAGAUGUUGCUUCAUGGACUAUAAUGAUUUCGGGGCUUGUAAGAACUGGACGGAUUGCUGAAGCUCGUCAACUUUUUGAGGAGAUGCCUGUAAAGGAUGUUCAGGGGUGGAAUGCAAUGUUAGCUGGAUAUGUAGAGAAUGAGUGUGUUGAAAUGGCAAAAAUGUUAUUUGGACAGAUGCCAGAUAGGGAUUUGGAUUCCUGGAAAUUAUUGAUAAGUGGGUUGGUAAGCAUUCAACAUUUUUCUGAUGCUACAAGAUAUUUCAUGGAAAUGCCCACAAAAUGUCAUAAAACAUGGAACUUGAUCCAGUUAGGAUUAAUAAGAAAAGGGCUUGUCAAGGAAGCUCAUGCUUUUUCUGAGAAAGUACCAUAUAAUGAUGUUGUGUCAUGGACAAAUAUGAUUGUUGGAUAUUUUGAAAUAGGUGAGAUUGGGAAUGCUGUUAAACUUUUUCAAUUGAUGCCAAUUCGAGAUACAACCAUAUGGAAUGUUAUGAUUUUUGGAUUGGGGGAAAAUGAUCAUGGUGAGGAAGGUCUUAAGGUUUUCAUCAGAAUGAAAGAAUCAGGUCAAUCCCCUGAUGAAGCUACAUUCACUAGCGUUUUGACAAUUUGUUCAAAUCUGCCAACCUUUGACUUUGGAAAACAAAGUCAUGCACACGUUAUUAAAUCCAGUCUGGAUCUGUUUACUGCAGUUUCAAAUGCAAUGGUGACUAUGUAUGCAAGAUGUGGAAACAUGCAUUCUGCAUUGUUAGAGUUCUCUUCCAUGCCAUUCCAUGACAUUAUUUCUUGGAAUUCAGUAAUCUGUGGAUUGGCUCACAACAGUAGUGGUGAGAAAGCUGUAGAGAUGUUUGAGCAAAUGAGAUUGACUGAUGUUAAGCCCAAUCAGAUAACCUUUAUAGGUGUUCUAUCUGCUUGUAGCCAUUCAGGGUUGGUAGACGAGGGUAAAUACUACUUUGAUUAUAUGAAAAACGAGUGUUUUCUUGAGCCAACAAGUGAGCACUAUACUUGUAUUGUUGAUCUCCUGGGGAGAUUUGGACUUAUCAAUGAGGCAAUGAAUUUUCUCAAUCAAAUGAGGCAAGAUGGAAUUGAAGUUCCCGCUAGUGUCUGGGGAGCCUUGCUUGGGGCUUGCAGAAUUCACAAGAACAUAGAGGUUGGGGAGAUUGUCGGUGAGAGAGUUUUGGAAAUAGAGCCUGAUAACUCUGGUGUAUAUUUAAUUCUGGCAGAAAUGUAUCUUACCUGCGGAAGAAGAGAAGAUGCUGAGAGGAUUCGAGCUCGAAUGAAAGAGAAUGGAACAAAAAAGCAACCAGGUUGUAGCUGGACGGAGGUAAAUAACAGCAGCCAAGUAUUUCUUUCAGGUGACAGGUCACACCCUGAGUUUAGUCAAAUCUGUUGUGUUUUAGACUUACUGCACUGUGACAUUGGCAUUGAGAUUUUAAGAUCACAUGCUAGUUAUACAGAGACUUCAGAGGCUUUAUUAGAUGGGUGUUAAUGUAUGAAGUUAUGUUGUUGAUAGACAGUGAACUAAAUAUGACACAAGUUGUUUAUUGCAUAUGGGUCUGGUAGAUUUGCAGAGACCUGGCUUGUUCCUUCAUAAUGUUGAUCUUAUCAGAUAGAUCUUAGAUGGGCUGGCAACUUUUAGGUGGCAGUAACAAAAUUUGGGCAAUUGUCUUAAGGCAGAAAUAUAUGAAAAGUUCAUGUAUCUUGUUCAGCUUCAGGACCAUCAUGCUCUUUCACCUGGCAUGGUAUGUGAGUUUGUUUAGCUUGGUCUUUGAAUGAAAAUUGUGAGUGUCCAUGGAACAAAAUUUUGGUUGGAUUGCUGGGUUACUAACUUUCCACUUACUGAAAGUAUGCAAUUAUGCUCUCGUUGGUCUAAGCCAAUUGUUCUGUUGCUGAAUAUUGCCCAUCUGAUGGUAGCUUGCAUUGGGAUUUGGGACUGAUUUGCUUAUAUUAGAUAGCAAGUCAGGUGGUGUUGACCCUGGAUUCAAAUCUCACUCUUCAUCGCGUUCAUAGAGAAUCUAACAUGAUUGCUGAGUAGCUUGCUGGUUAAAUAUGGUCAUGUGGCAACAGAUUUAAAAGAGUUUCAAGUCCUGCAGAAGCUGUCAAAGUAUUACUUCUAGAAGAUACAAGUAGCAUACUUGGCAACAGUUUUGCAUAUCAUAAGUCUAGUUUUAUGCUGGGUUUUUCUCCCCGUGUGCCGGGGAGGGGUAAAAAGAACAAUUCUGCUCUUAAAAAAGCAAACAAUUUUGUUUGGUAAACAAAAGAAGCACAAUUUA